This is a messenger RNA of Rhinopithecus roxellana (golden snub-nosed monkey), 6269 nucleotides long. RefSeq names its product translation initiation factor IF-2-like. The record is from RefSeq and is a predicted model, not a curated record. The transcript is spliced from 6 exons. The coding region runs from base 13 to 1380 and encodes 455 amino acids. NCBI's taxonomy places the organism in Eukaryota, Metazoa, Chordata, Mammalia, Primates, Cercopithecidae.
GCGGGGUCGCCCAUGCGCGAACUCCACCCUGGGGGAAGCCCGCUGCCACUGUCGGCCCCGAGCGCUGUCCCGGGGCCGCGUCGAGAGGUCCGCGGCGCACACUGUUCCCCGCGGGGACGAGCCCGGAGAGCCUGGCCGCUGUCCGCGGCGCGCUCGGGGCUGCGGGCACCAGGCUGCGGGGAUUGCAGGGACCGUCGGUCAGCCACGGGUCCCCGAGCCGGGCCCGAGCGUGCGCGCGCGUCCCGCUGCCCGCAAUCAUGGCAGCCGGCGCCUUGGAGCGCAGCCGCCGAGCGCGCCCCAGCAGCCGCCUCGGUGCCAGGGCGGCGGGGGCGGGCCGGGCCGGGCGCUCGCGCCCGCCCGCCUUGGCCGCGCGGGCCCCGGGGCGCGAAACGGAAAGCCGCUGGGUCCCCGCGGCGCGGUGCCCCUGCCCGGGGUGGGCGGCGGGAGGGGCUGCGGGGCGGGGACGCGCUGGCGAGGAGCGCCCGGGGCGGCGUGCCCGCGGGGACGCGCACGCGGGGCUGCGGGGCGAGGCGCGGGGCCGGGCGGCGAAUCCGCUGCUCGCGCCGCCUGCCCCGCCCGCGCGCGCCGUCCCGGGGUAGGGGGCGGUGGAGGAGGGAACCCAGGAGGGGCGGCGCCCGGUCCUCACCCGCAGCGGGCACGGCGGGGGCCGUGGGCGGCCUCGUUGGUAUUCCGGGCGCGGUUGCAGCCCCGACCUCCCUUCAGAACAGGGGUGCCCGGGCGCGCGGGCACGGCCGCCGCUCUCGGGCGGUCUCCGCGGGCUGCGGGGCCCGCAGGCGCCUUGCUUUCCCCGUCCCCUCCUCCCUGGGUCCCCAGUACUCCCUCCCCCGCUCCGAUCCGGCGGCGAAGGGGUGGGCAGGGAAACGCGCUCUCUGGGACAGGUGCCAACUCCGAGACAAAAGACAUAAAAUAGGCGGCAACGGGGGAAGCGCGGCCGGCGCGCUCGGGCGGGGACGGCGCCGCCGCGGGGGCCGCAUCCUCGGUGCCGACCCGGGAAAGUUUGGGAAGUCGCCGUGGCGGCUUCGCAGCGGCGGGGGACGCGCGGCCCGGGUAGCCCUCCGCGCCGCGCUAGCCCUCUCCGCGCCGCUGCUGAAUAAUUCAUGGCGCGGCCGCCGGCCAUUAGCAUGCACCGGGCGCGCGGCGCGUCUGUGCCAAGCCGCCGCCGCAUUCGGCGCCCAGGCAGCGCGAGACGAGCGGCCGCGCGGCGGCCGGGCCCACGCUGUCCCCGCGCUCGCCUGCCCGGCGGCGCCCAUUGUGCCCCGACCCGCCCCGCCGGGCUGUCCCCGCCUGCAUCCCACCGCCCGCCCGACGGCCCGGCUCUGCAAGUCCUGGCCCGCGACGCCCGCCCCGGAAUGCACGUGAACUUGGAGAAAGUCGCGGGGACGCGCCGGCCGGGCUCUCCGCGGCAGGGCGUGGGCGUCCCCGGGACGGCGCGCUUUCGUUUUCGUCUGGGACAAAGGUCCCUUGCGGCACGCGGACGCCGUGACCGGGUCCUGCGGGCCACUGUCUGGCGCAGUCGGGUCGCUAAGCGCAGGGAAGCCGGAGCCCGAAGGCAAGGACCGACGCGGCGCGGGGCCGGGGAAGUGGGGCCUGGGCCGUGCGCUUCGCCAGCGGCCGUCCAGAGCAGUCCCACCCUGCGAAGAGUUGCGGGAACUGGCACCGCUCUGUCGUCCGCCGCUUCAACGCGUGAAGAGGGUGAGCAUUUGGAACCCAGGACUCAGACCGCUAGCUGAGGGCCUGUGCCGCUCUGGGCACGCGAGCGCGGCGCCGGCGGCGGCCAGGCGCGGUCCUCCCGCAAGGGCAGGGCUGUCGACCUGUGCGCCCCAGGUCACGAUCGGGUUCACGGCGACUCCCGAGGACGAACGUGGCCCUGUCCCAGAGCAUCACCCGAGACAUCAGGAGCACAUCGCGGGCUUGGGAAGACCCUCCUGGACCUCAUGGCCCAGGUCUUCCACCCUUGGCCACCUCCCCAGUGACGCCUGAAGCUCAAGGGACUGUGUCCACCCUCAGGCCCUGCCCGUGGCUCUGGAUCGGCGGUCCCCGUCAGAGGCCUGGGCUGAGUCCUCAGGUCAAGAAGGGGCGCUGACCUGGAGCCCUUGCCUGUGGCUGGCUGUCCCCGCAGUGAGCUGGGCCUCCUGCCAUCCUGGCUCUGGAGGGCAUCUGAGUGGAAGAGGCGCCCUCAGCCUCACUUCCACACCCUGAAGACUCUCUGGCUCUGGGCUCUGUUACGCGCACUGCCUAUCUGCAGGGCCCAGCCUGCCUCGAGUGCUCCCUGGGGACAGAAGCCCUUGCGGUAGCCCCUCCUGUCACCUAGCCACCGGUCAUCCUGGAAUGCAGCCCUAAUGCCCAGAGGCUACCUGCCGUCGCCCAGGAUGACUCAAGAUGCCACCUGGGUAAGUGUAACUCAGAACAAGAAAGGCCAAAUAAGGGAAACUGAGUCACAUCUACUUCUCCCAGGCAGGGCUGGGGGGCCCAGGGAGAGGGCACUUGUGGUGACGACCAGGGUGGACUAGGGGCCUGUCUCCUUUUCUCUGUUUGCCACACCUUGUAGAGCCAGACCUGUGGGCUGGGGCCCCCCAUGGUGGGUACUGCAGGCUCUGGGGGGCUGAAGUCCUGGCUUGGGGGACCUGUGGGGGCCAGGCUGGGGCCAUUGGAAUCUGUGUGGUGGUCCCCACCUGCACUCCAGCUCCAAUGGCUGGUGGCGGGGGCCCUGGCAGCUGACCCCUUGCCUCAGUGGAGAGACCAUGGCCCACGAGGGCAUGAGACCUGCCCAGAAUAUAGCCCAAAGGCUGGCCUGGAUUGCCACAGCUCACCUGCUGGACCAUCCUGCCCCACCCCUUUUUUAGCCUGCUGGGACCAUGGGUCAGAACCCAGUACAUGUGAGGGGACCCAGCCAGCCAGAGACUAAGUCAGGAGCCCAGAGCGCAUGCUUAGGGUGCAACCCACCCCACAGCCUUCCCCAAGGCAUUUCCCAGGGGUGCAGAUGGGGGCAGAUGCAGGGACAUUCAAGGUGGACCACCUGACUGGGAGCUGGUGAUGAGGUGAGCGACAGCCUGAGCCAGCCUGAGCUCAGCAGAACUGGGAUGGCAUUGAUCUUCCCACUCUGGCCACUCACCACAGCUAGGAGGGUCCAAGGAGACCCUCAGCCACUGUCCCUUCAGCCCCCGCCCCACCCUGACUGGCUCUGCCGGAACAGUCCUUAGGGACAUCUUGGUCCUGCCCACCAGUCAGGGGAUCCAGAAUUGGGGCAGGGGAACAGGACCCGCAGACCCUCUCAUACAGCUUUUGUUCUGAGGCCUUGAGGGAACAUGGGGUUUUCGAGACCCCAGGCCAGACGAUGCCCGGACAGAGGAGGGUCAGGCUGCAUUGGGGCCCUCCUGGUCCCCACGCCUGGGUGAGUCAGCAUCUCAGUCUCCAGUUCUGGGUGGGCGGCGCCAGGUGUGAGCCUCAGUGGUCUCCUUGCUGGCUAAGGACCUGGGAUUUGCUCCAGAUGCCCCUCAGGAGGGAGUAGGACACAGUGCCCAGAGAGCAAGCAGACCCCCUCCCCGACCAACUUCUGAGAGCAAAGACACCUAGAACCAGAGACUCAGCACCCCCGAGCCUCAGUUUCCCCACUACGGAGUGGGAUCCAGCCAGAGACUCAGCACCUCCGAGCCUCAGUUUCCCCACUACGGAGUGGGAUCCAGCCAGAGACUCAGCACCCCCGAGCCUCAGUUUCCCCACUACGGAGUGGGAUCCAGCCAGAGACUCAGCACCCCCGAGCCUCAGUUUCCCCACUACGGAGUGGGAUCCAGCCAGAGACUCAGCACCCCUGAGCCUCAGUUUCCCCACUACGAAGUGGGAUCCAUGAUCUCAGCCUCACCAGGGCUGUGAAGAUUAAAUGGUCCAGCUCAGCCUGGUGCCUGCCUGGAGUAGGCGGCCUGCUGAGGAUGAGCUGUGGAAGGAGGGCUUGGGUAGACCUUCCAAGUCCAGUUGGGCACGGGGAGCUGAGAGCUAGCGUGCCUUUUAACUUGGCAGGAAGCAGAACAUUUGGACUUCACUCUGCUGCCCCCCUUGGCUGUGUGACAUCUGGGUCACGUUGCCUCUCUGGGCCUCAGUCCCCUCACCUGUAAGAGGAGUUGACAGUCGUGCCUGCCUCCUCAGCUUUUCCCCAGGCUCCCCCAGGAAGGUGGUGGCCACAGUUAGCAAUUGUUGAGGCUGACUCUGCGCCAGGCCCAGGAUAGGCGGGGCUCAGGGAGGCCCAUCUCUUGCCACGUUCCCCUGCUAGGGGAACCCCGAAACCCCCCUCAGUGCCGUCCUCAUGCCACACUCUGUCCCAGCCCUGUGAGCCCCAAGCUAGGGCAGUGAGUGUGCCAGCCCCCAUAGGGACAGGCACUGGACCCUGGGUGGCCUCGAGGGUCUAUGCUUCCCCCCCAGCUGCUCUCCCUGAGAGGCCACUUCCUUCAAGGAAGGAAAGAACCAUGUCUCGCCACCUCCUACAGCAUGGUCAGCCCCGGGCAGCCUGCACAGCAGGGCCAGAGCCGGAGCCCCUGGGGAGGGAUGCCUGCCUGCCCAGUGGGAGGAGACAGCACGUCCCGGGGGCUGCUGCUCAGCCAGCCUGGGGGCCCCAGGUGCUGCUUCUGGCGGCCUGUGCGGGGAGGGAGGGCCAAGCAGGGUGGGCACUCUCACGCCCGUGGCUUGCUGGCCUUUGACAGAUGACAGCCCUCCUCUUAGGGUCUCCAGUGCAGAGUUCCUUGGGGACAUUAUGGCCACUCCUGUCCAGAUGAGAGGGGGCCGGCUGCCUGUGACAGCGUCGCAAAAUGCCACUGGGGCUUUCCCUCCCUCCUUCCUUCUCUCUUUCUCGUUCCUCUCUGGUUGGUGGUUUCCUGCAGGCUCCUGUCCCUGCUGGUGCCGGCCACGAUGUCCUCACUCCCAAAGGUUGGGUGUCCCAGUCCCCUGCACCCCACCUCACCUGCCCGCCAGAAUCCCUGUGCCCUUGGUUCCUGUGGCCUGCCAAACCCCGAGCCCUGUUCCCCUCAGCCCUCUUUCCUCCCCCGCUCCAGGAGGUGCCUCUGGAAGCCAUGGAGUCCCCUCGGCACCAAGACCGACUGCCCUUUGGGGUGAGGUAGUAGGUUGUAUAGUUUGGGGCUCUGCCCUGCUAUGGGAUAACUAUACAAUCUACUGUCUUUCCUGAAGUGGCUGUAAUAUCUGCGGUGGACAGAGCAUCUGGAACCCUGGCUGGGAGGGGCGGGGGCAGGUUUGGGGGCAAGCUUGGCAGCAGGCGGGGGCAGGGGCUCCCUACACUAAGAAGUUGGCAGGCCUAGGUUCCUCUUGCCGUGUGACCUUGGACAGGCCCCUGAUCUCUCUGGGCCGGUUUCCUCCUCUGUAAAAUGGAGGCAAAUGAGGAUAGAAGGAGAUGCGGAUGGAAGGAGAGCGUCCAGGGCACAGGAGAGCUGAGCCAACCCCACCCUCUGCCCCAGCCACACUGAGAGCGGCGACCCAUGCGGCUGUUUGUCCAACUUCUGUCUCCCAACACCACCCCCAUCAGACACAGGCUCAUGGGUGACCCUGAGCAGGAGACUGGGCCGUACCCUCCACUGAGCACCAGAAGGCACCACGGGGCCAGGGAUAGCUGAGACGUUCGGAGGUCACAGGGCCGUGAGUGUUGGCCUUGCCCACCACCCCAGGUGCCCAGCAUGUGCCCCAGCCUGGCCAGCUCAGUGGCAGGGCCUCUGCCUGUGGAGGAAGGGAGGCCGAGGCACCUUUCCCGAGCAGGAAGUGAGAGGAACAGCUCUGCACACAUUGGGCCCCACAUGGACACAACCUGAAGGCAGACGGUGGCUCCUCUGUACCUGGGGAAACUGAGGCCCAGAGAGCCGGGGCUUCCCGAGACCAGCCAGCAGCAGCUGCCCCUUCCUGGGGUGCCAUCUCCCCAUCCCUCCUGCCCUGCGCCUGCCCAGCCCUCCUGCUCCGGUGACUGAGGACCGCUGGGCAGGGGCUGGUGUUGGGCAGGGGCUGGUGUUGGGCGGGGGCGGCGGGCCCUCCCGCAGUGCAAGGCCGGGCCUGGCGGGGUGAGGUAGUAGGUUGUGUGGUUUCAGGGCAGUGAUGUUGCCCCUCAGAAGAUAACUAUACAACCUACUGCCUUCCCUGAGGAGCCCAGUGACACGACCCUACGGGAGGGCUGCCCCCGACGUCGGUGACCUAUGGGGGCCUGAGCUGAAGAUGGGCCGGCAUCUGGGGCCUAGAGUCAAUAAAGCUGUUCUGACCGUGAA